Molecule: messenger RNA, 2525 nt
Organism: Armigeres subalbatus
Lineage: Eukaryota; Metazoa; Arthropoda; Insecta; Diptera; Culicidae
Gene: GCS1
Exons: 5
Coding region: 125-2506 (793 amino acids)
Biological process (GO): protein N-linked glycosylation; oligosaccharide metabolic process
Cellular component (GO): endoplasmic reticulum membrane
Molecular function (GO): Glc3Man9GlcNAc2 oligosaccharide glucosidase activity
Source: RefSeq, a predicted model, not a curated record
GUUAGAUUGUUUAUGUUUUUGCAGUCGUGGUUUGUGAUGAUGGUGGAAGUUCUGAGUGAUUAGUCACAGAACAUCAGUUUUAUACCCGAGUAGCUUGAAGAAGCUUCUUUUUUCCUAUUCAAAAAUGACCAGCAGUAAUAGGCCUAAAAAAGUGGAUUUCAAGAAAACUAGAAGGAAACCAUUGACCGACACCAGCAAACAACAAAACUGGAAAACAAUUGCGGUAUCAUUCACCGGCUUCACAAUAUUCGGAAUUGUGGCUGCGAUUACCUAUCAAGGCUAUUUGGAAACUAGGGUUUCGACACCGUUUAGCCAGAAUAAAUUGGUGUCCAAUGAUGUCGAUAGUAGCAUGUUAUGGGGAUCAUACCGCCCGGGUGUGUAUUUUGGACUAAAGUCAAGAGAAGAGCACCCACUAUUGACCGGCUUGAUGUGGUAUCUUCCAAAUCAACUUAGAUCCUUGUCAGACAUCAGACAUUUUUGUGAAAUCGGUGACAAUUUGAAAAAGUACGGCUGGACCCACCACGAUGGACGAAACUUCGGAAUUCAAGAAAUUGAAGAUGGAUCACUUUCACUAGAAACUUCCUUUGUAAAAUCCGAUGGAGAACAGCAGUCCGCUUGGGCGGCUAGAAUCGAUGUUAAGCAGAAGAAUCCAACACAAACCAAGACCACUGUGUCGCUUAUUUGGUACGCCGCUUUUGAAUCGAUUGACGAUGGAUUUCUGAAUGUUUCCACGGCGGGUGAUUAUCCGCAAAUAGACGUCGCAUCGUUUUCGUUAGGUGGAAUGAAAAUCAAGCUGUUCAAUAAUGAUGUGGGCGUAACCACUGAAGUGUCUACAGCAUGCACCUUUUCCAAUAGUAUCGAUAAAGUGAAGGAAGCAAUUGUCGAAACAUUUGCUUACAAAAAAGAUGGGCACAGCAUCAAAUACUAUUUAAAUAACAAAGCUGAUCAGGCUUCCUGUAAUCUAGCUGCAAUCAUGGUAACAUUCCAAGCUCCCGGCUCAUUUUUCAUCACAUUGGAUGGUACAACAAAGCCCGCAAUUGAUGCGGGAAUUACUUCUAAACAGGAUUUCCAAAAAAACCUCAACGUUCACAAGCAAAAAUUUACCGAAAAGUUUAAUUCCAUCUUCAAAUUGGACGCAAAGGGUUUUACCCUCGGAGAAGUUGCUUUUGCCAAAUCAAUUAUGAGCAACUUGAUCGGAGGAAUUGGUUAUUUCUACGGUUCCUCCAAGGUCCAAAGCGAAUAUAACGAACACCCAAUAAACUACUGGAAGGCACCACUUUAUACGGCUGUUCCGUCGAGAUCGUUCUUUCCCAGAGGAUUCUUGUGGGAUGAAGGGUUUCAUGGUUUGCUAGUUUCCACAUGGGAUGUAGACAUAGCUUUGGAGAUAAUGCUGCACUGGUUCGAUCUCAUGAACCUUGACGGGUGGAUACCUCGGGAGCAAAUUUUAGGUAGCGAAGCAUUGGCAAAGGUGCCGGCGGAAUUUGUGGUGCAGCGGAGCUCAAAUGCGAAUCCUCCUACAUUUUUCCUAACGCUCAGAUACCUUCUGAACAACUAUAGAGAUCAGCUCAAAGAGCCAAAGCGCCUUGAAAGUCUUAAGAAAAUGUUCCCACGCCUACAGACAUGGUAUUCUUGGUUCAAUAAAACACAGCAUGGAGAAAUACCCGGCAGUUACCGAUGGAGAGGAAGAGCGAUCACUCUGGAAGAAAUCAACCCCAAGACACUGACAUCAGGUUUAGAUGACUAUCCCAGAGCAUCACAUCCCGACAACCAAGAAAGGCACGUUGAUUUAUUGUGUUGGAUGCAGUUAGCAUCGCAUGUGAUGAGCGAUUUGGCAAAAUAUCUAGACAGAGAUGAUACGAAAUAUUCUGAAACGUACAAAUAUUUGUCUAAUGUCGAGCGCUUGAAUGCGCUCCAUUUAUCGCCUAGAACAAACACAUUUGCUGACUUUGGACUACACACCGAUGAAGUCAGCCUGCGUUUAGUUGAGAGUCAAAAUGAAAGAAAGUGGAUACGUGACGUCGCAAAAGAUCCAAAAUACCAAUUAGUGGAUAAUGUCUUUGGGUAUAUCAGUCUCUUCCCAUUCUUAUUAAAAUUACUUCCUGUCGACUCGUUGUCGCUAAAAACUACUUUGAAUAAUAUAAGGAAUCCAGAAAUCUUGUGGACUGAUUAUGGAAUAAGGUCGUUAUCGAAAACAUCUACCUUGUACAUGGAGCGCAAUACAGAGCAUGACCCGCCAUAUUGGAGAGGACAAAUUUGGAUGAAUAUCAACUAUUUAAUAUUGGGAGCGCUCAACCAUUAUAAAAAUGAAGCAGGGCCAAACAAGGAUUUGGCUCAGGAGAUUUACACAGAGCUGCGGAAGAACCUCAUUGACAACCUGUAUAAACAAUUCCAAAGAACUGGCUAUGUGUGGGAAAACUAUAAUGACCAAACAGGCGAGGGCAAGGGUUGUUAUCCCUUCACUGGAUGGAGCGCACUAAUUGUGAUGAUUAUGGCUGAAAUAUAUUAGAAGCGCUGUUAAAAUAUCA